Macadamia integrifolia is the source of this 1931-nucleotide messenger RNA. Its product is annotated as beta-glucosidase 13-like. Lineage: Eukaryota; Viridiplantae; Streptophyta; Magnoliopsida; Proteales; Proteaceae. The record is from RefSeq and is a predicted model, not a curated record. Gene Ontology annotation, molecular function: beta-glucosidase activity. The coding region runs from base 123 to 1733 and encodes 536 amino acids. The transcript has 13 exons. Gene Ontology annotation, biological process: carbohydrate metabolic process.
CUAGCUCCCAAACAGCUACUAAGCUUAUCGGGAACCUCUCUCUCUCUCUCUCUCUCUCUGUUUUGUGUGUGUGUGUGUCUACGUUGCUCAUCCUAAGCCUCUGCUAACAUAUUGAAGCAAAGAUGGUGAAUGCUCUGAUGCCGCAGUCAGCGACUAAUGUUCAUCGGCCACUUUCACUCCUGCAGAAGCCCUUGAACAUUUCGCAGCAUGGGAGUAGUUUAAGGCUCCAACCCAUUGGACCACGAAGAUCUGUAGCCCUACGUGGAAAUUGGCCGAAGGAAUGUUCCAUUCGAGCUAGUAUUUCCAAUGAAACUAAUAAUUAUGAGAUCAAACGAAGUGAUUUCCCGCCGGAUUUCAUCUUUGGAACGGCAACAUCUGCUUAUCAGUAUGAAGGUGCUGUAAGAAAAGGUGGUAAAGGAAGAAGCAACUGGGAUGAGUUCACUCAUAGAAAUCCAGAUAAGAUAAAGGAUGGCACGAAUGCAGAUAUUGCCGUAGAUUCUUAUCACAGAUACGAGGAACAUGUGGCUUUGAUGAAGGAUUUGGGUGUCAAUGCUUGCAGAUUGUCGAUUGCAUGGUCCAGAAUAUUACCAAAUGGAAAGCUAAGUGGAGGUGUGAACGAGGAAGGCAUCAAAUAUUAUAAUGACCUCAUCAAUGAGAUUUUAUCCAAAGGGAUUCAGCCUUUCGUGGUCCUUUUUAACUGGGAUCUUCCUCAAGCCCUUGAAGAUGAGUAUGGUAGUUUCUUGAAUUCUAAAAUCAUUGAGGAUUUCAAAGAUUACGUAAACAUUUGCUUUGAAAAUUUUGGUGACCGUGUGAAGCAUUGGAUCACCUUGACCCAACCAAUUUUUUACACCAUUGGAGGAUAUGUUAGUGGCUCCUAUCCUCCUGGCUCUACGUCUGAUCGUGGGACAGACCCAUAUAAAGUUGUCCACAACUUGCUCCUUUCUCAUGCAACCGCAGUGGAUCUCUACAAGAAGAAUUACCAGAAUACCCAAAAUGGCCAAAUUGGACUUACAAUGGAUUGUGAGCAUAUGGUUCCUUUAUCCGAGGAACAGGCUGACAUUGAAGCUGCUAAAAGAGCUUCUGAUUUCACAUUAGGAUGGUUUGUGAGUCCAUUAACCUUUGGAGACUAUCCAAAAAGUAUGAAAGAUCUUGUGGGUGAGCGGCUGCCAAAGUUUUCUACUGCUGAAUCGCAAUUGUUGAAAGGCUCAUUUGACUUCCUGGGAUUAAACUAUUAUACUGCAAAAUAUGUUACGGAUAUUCCUCCCUCUUCUACUCCUAGUUAUACCACCGAUGGUUGCUACAGAAGGUUAGCUCGCAUAGAUGGAGUUCCGAUUGGUCCAGCGACUGGUUCAGAUUGGCUCUACAUCUAUCCCCAAGGGAUGAAAGAUAUUCUACUUUACAUAAAGGAGAAUUAUAAUGAUCCCAUUAUUUACAUUGCUGAGAAUGGAAUUUCGGAACACAGCUUUACGACAAUGGAUGAAUCUCUCAAAGAUGACCAAAGAGUACAAUCCAUCAAGGAUCAUCUGUCUUACCUUAAGAGUGCCAUGGAUGCCGGCGUAAAGGUGAAGGGAUACUUUGUGUGGACUUUGCUGGAUACCUUUGAAUGGAAUGUUGGCCACACAGUCCGCUUCGGUAUUAACUAUGUGGACUUCAAUAAUGAUCUGGCAAUAUAUCCAAAGGAGUCAGCCAAAUGGUUUAAAGAAUUCCUUCUCUCGACCAAUAAUAGUGAAUAAUAGUCUUCCUUCAAGUUAUAUCCUAUGUAUGAAAUAAAUGUUUUUUUUUUUUGUGAUUUCCAGUUAUAUUUCUAUCCUAUUUCUGAGCAUAGUUUAUGUCAGAAAUAAAAAUAGUGUGGUAAUUAGUACAAAUAAUAGAUUGUAGUAGGUUUGGUAUGUCUACAUGUGGAAUAAAUUUUGUAUCUUAAUUUAUUGGCU